Molecule: messenger RNA, 3908 nt
Organism: Rhopilema esculentum
Lineage: Eukaryota; Metazoa; Cnidaria; Scyphozoa; Rhizostomeae; Rhizostomatidae
Product: acid-sensing ion channel 1-like
Biological process (GO): sodium ion transmembrane transport
Cellular component (GO): plasma membrane
Molecular function (GO): ligand-gated sodium channel activity
Source: RefSeq, a predicted model, not a curated record
ACAACUGAAAUUUUAAAGAAGUCAUCCCUGAGAUUGGAAUUAAAAAGUUGAAGAAAUUUUGAGCAUAAUUCUGAUUUCAGGGAUUUUCUCUACCAAGGCAGAGUCGAGAAGGAAUUUUAUUUCUCAUAAAAACAAUAUGCUGCUGAUACAGUAGAAACCCGCAUAAAAGAACCUAGGUUUUUUCUGGCAGCCUGAAUAGGUUCUUAAUUAACAGGCUGCUAUUCUAAAGUCCAGUCUAAAAGGUUCUUAACAAGGUUCCUAUAUACCUACAGGCCUUGCACACAUUAACAAUGUUUUCCACCGCAAGAAUUCUAAUGGACACACUUAAACCAGCUUUUUUAAUGAAUUUCAACCAAUCAAAUGAAUUUGUAUUGUUGGGUUGUCCAAUUAGAAUGCAACAUACCAUGACCUGAUUUAUUCUAAAAACCCUUUUUUCUUACAUAUGUAUAUAUAAAAACCUUUCCAAAUUUCAACCCUUUCGGGGGUUCUUGAUUAUGGGGUUUUAAAGGUUAAAUUUCAGCCUCAAUGUUCUUAUAAAAACAGGUUUCUACUGUCUUAAAAAAAACUUUUCCACUAAUUGUGCACGAGAAACUUCAAUUCAAUUCAACAUUUGUCAUCUACUGUAACCUGGAAUUUAAACUGAAUUUACAACAAUACUUCUGACUUUAAUUCCUCUGAUUUUGUGGGGAGAGGGGGUUAAUGCCUGUAUUUGUAAAGUAGUGAUAGUGACAAGCAAAAUCUUUUAUGGGCUUUGCUUCUCUAUUUGAAACUAUUUAUGUUGCUAUGCAAAUUGCUAUCUAUAUUUAAUUUCGCAAAUGUGAUUAUUCAUUUUGUUUCAAAGAUGAAAAAAACUUUUCUGUCUUCUCUGAUAUAAUUAUAUGACCAACUGACUGGCUGGCUGAAUCAAUAAUCGCUCCACAUGCUAACUUCAGUUAGUCUCAAAAAAGUUUUAGUAAUUUUGAAAAUUGUUAAUAGUUGUCAUGAAUUCAACCUGCAAUUGUUUACGCUAAAUGCAUCAAUUUCAAUUUGUCUGAUGCUUUCAAGAUAAAAUUCAAUAACUGAUUAAGUUUCCUUGCUGUGUACUAAAUUUGGUUCUGCUUACAGAAGCUAGAUACCUGCUUGAAUAACCAAUUCGUCAUCUUUUCUUAUCACCAAACAGUCUACUCCUAUCCGCUUUAAGCAGAAGUUUGAACAUCCAGAAGAAUCACAAAGAAUAAUUACCAAAGCUGUGGACCAAGAUGGAGGUAAAGAAGUUUGCAGAAAAUAUGACCCUUCACGGAGUAGGGAGGUUUUCUAUCUCUAAAUCAAGGGUCAUGAGAUUGAUAUGGUUGGUGUUUUUGCUUGCCUUCCUAUCAUUGUUGGUUAUUUCCCUAAUGGCAACAUUGCGUCGAUAUUUCAGCAAGGAGUCAUUUACAAAAGAAAGGACCGUCAUAGUUGCAAAGAUCCAGUUUCCCUCCGUUACCAUUUGCGGCCCAAGUCUGAGUAAAGACAAGCUAAAGAAAUUCACCAUGACGUCAAAGAAAAGUAUUGAAACAGAAAAACAAUUUGAGAAGAUCUUAGACAAAUUAGAAAGCGAAGCUAACUUACCAAAGGUAACACCGGACGAAGAUCAAUUAUUCAUGAAGAAUUUAUCCGGACCCGGGCUUGCUAAUCGGUACCUUUACUCCAUGGGCACACAAAGGAUUCCAGUAAUGAAACGGGGAUAUUGCUACAAGAUCAACCCAAACGGAACUUUCUUCCAGAAAGAAGCCGGUUCUGAUGAGGCAUUGUCUGCAUUUUUCUUUUUAAACGUAACCGAUGCAAUCUCCGGUGCUAAAUCUGAUACAGGAGACUCUAUUGAGAUAAUCGUGCAAGAUCACCAGGAGCAUCCAUUUUUAGAUUCCGGAUCUGUUUUUGCACCCGUCGGCUACUUAACACGCAUUGAAAUUCGUAAAACAGUUAUACAUAGAUUAAAGGCUCCUUACCAUUCAAAAUGCACUAAUGGUGAGGACAUGCAGUUAUUAUUUCGAGGAAAAUACACGGCCAGUAACUGCCAACAAUCAUGCUUUUUAGCUAGAGCAUCAAGAAAUUGCAAAGCCCUCAGCUUUCUUUACAACCUUCAUUUACCUGAAAAUUUGAAAAAGCCUUUUCCCAAUACAGAACUAGAAUCGGCGUGCAGUCAAGGAACCUUACAGGAACUAAUCGAUACAGACUUUUCUUCUUGCAAUUGCGCUUUGCCUUGCUUCGAAACGAAGUUCUAUAAGUCUGCCUCAUAUUCAAAAUGGCCGUCUACCGGAGACCUGACGCCAUACAAAUCACUUUUUAGCGCAGCGCUUGGCCUAAACCGAAGCGUAAUGACGGAUGAGUUUGUACGAAACAAUUUCCUCAUGAUCAACAUAUUUUUUGGUGAUAUGUCAUACCAACGAAUUACAGAGGUUGGGGAGUAUACAAUGGCCAAGCUUGUAAGUGAAGUUGGCGGACAAAUGGGAAUCUGGUUGGGAGCAUCCAUGUUUUCCGUCAUUGAGGUCAUCUUUCUAUUUUGCAAAUUAUUACACCGCCUCUUUACAAGAAGGAAGGUCAUGAAAAAGAAUAUCACAAUUGAAAAUGUGAAAGUCGAGCAAACUGUGUAGUUGAUGUCCCAGACAUAGACAAGGGGCUCGUGCAUCAAAUGUUUAUGUAGGGACUGAACGGGGUCCUACCUGCAAGCAAGUAUAAACAGGCGCAAAAUUGUUUUAAAGAGAGUACUUAAGUGUUUCCUUUACCAUAUCAGUACUCAAGUGCUGCUCAAAGAUCUUCAUUAGCCCCCUCCUAACAAAUCAGUUUUCCCCCACCCUAUAAUGGUAUCGACACUUUACGGAUAUCUAGCAAACUUCACAACGUUAUUGUUCAUGCAUGCAAUCACAUACAAUGUACACAUGAAAUGCUAAUUUGAAGCAUGAACAAAGUGAUUGAUAAACUGUUUCGUUAUUUUGCAAAGUCGACAUUAGGUUAACACUCCAUAACCCUUUUAUGCAUAGAAUUUCUACAGUUGAGAUUCGCUGUCUCGAAAUAUUCAGGGAUCUUUGUACGAAGAUAUUCAAGAUGGCUAUCAGUUUUUAGUCCAAAGAAAAUAAAGAAGAAGUAAUAAACCGUUCGAGAUAAUGAAUGGUGGGGAUAGCAGGUAUUCAACAUAGCAAACGUCGACUUUAUUUGUUUAUGUCUGUCCACAGCUUUAUUAUAUAGCCUCUAUCGCCAGAUUUUUAUGAUAUAUGAGUCGGAACCUUGGAGUUCUAAUGACUUUGCUUAAAUUGUCGGAUCUACACAAAUAACCUGCUUCUAUUCAGAGUGCUUGGAGAUAUUUAUAAAAUAUUAUCAUGAAACGCUAUUUAAUUAUUCAGUAAAUCUAAACAUUUCACUACUGUGUUAUGCAAAGCAAGAGGUUAAUUAGUAAUAUUUAUUGUUCUAAUUAUUAAAGCAAUCACUGUACUUACUUUGAUUAACAAAUAGAAAAUUAAAUUGUCACUUAUUAGAGAUAGUGCUUGUUUGAUAGCUUCCUUUGAAAAUUUCUGAAAAGCUUUUUCUAUAGGUACGCAGUACUGAUUGGACAACUACCGCAAAUCCUCGAAUUGCCCCCCGCCCUCAAAAAGCCCCCUCUCGAAUAAGCCCCCCCCUAAAACUGCAAAUUAUCAAUUAGCAUCCCCUCGAAUAAGCCCCCACCGCUACCGUAAAUUCUCGAGUUAGACCCCUCGAUAUGUUGAUUGUUGCCAACUGAGGUUGCAUUUGGCGUUUUAUUCAAUUACCACAAAAAUUAAUUCUUUUGGUAAUAAUUACUUAAAUGUUUAUAAAAAAAAUCAUACUAAAGUAUACGAGGUCUUUUAGUAAUUUCUUUUUGAUUUUUUACUAUACUUUUAUAGGCUAAUUCAAGGAUACUGGUCAUAUGUCCGUGAUUU